Closterium sp. Naga37s-1 is the source of this 1508-nucleotide messenger RNA. NCBI's taxonomy places the organism in Eukaryota, Viridiplantae, Streptophyta, Zygnematophyceae, Desmidiales, Closteriaceae. The record is from the annotation of a GenBank genome assembly.
GAUUUCCCUCUAGCAUCCAGGAGGGCAGCCAGGGCUCUGGCCUUUCUGGCAGAGCCGUGCUCCCCAACCCCUACACAGUCCCAACACCAGCCCCCCCUCUUCCCUCAACGCCUGAACCCACGCUUGCAGGCGGACAUUCAGCAGAGCACGUGGGCACAACGAAAACCAAGCUGGCCAACGGCGGAGGAACAGAGGCAAAGGAGGCAAAGGGUCCUAUACCUACAGGCCAACAACCUAACUCAUACUUCCCUCCCGUGUCUGCCCCUCCACAGGGCCGCGGGAUCAAUUCCGCCCACUCCCUUUCAGGCCACCUCUCCCUUCCUCUGAACCCGCCCCAGGUGGCGGCAACUGCGUACGCUGCCGGUAUGGGGGCCGACGGGAUGAGGGACGAGCGCAUGGGCGACACCACCGACACCCAUUCGUGGACCACACCCGAGCUCCGCUCAGCCAGUACGCCCCAUCCCACCCUCUACCUUGCCACCCCUCUUACCCUCACCAGCAGGCAGGCUGGUUGCGGGGACCCCACAGGAGAUGAGGGCUGCCAUUUCAGACCUGCUGGCGAUACAGAGCCCCAGCAGCACCCCAGAUACCCCCACCCUACCAGUCCCACAGGUCCAGAGACGGACAUACGCAGAGAUCACUCGAUCUGUCGUUUCUUUCACCCCCCCCCCACUACUCAGCCCAGCUCGUCACUCCCAUCCCCGACGGAGACGGACCUGGUUCUGAGGCCAUGCCACUCGCACCCAGAUGUGGUGGCGCCUCCCCCCAUUCAGCCUGUUGCCCACACACUUUCCGUGACGCAGGAGGGCACCAGCAUCAGGUAUGAGGCAUCCGCCCCUGCCGAUGCCCCUCCGUCUAGGGUAGCAGAGCCGCCAGUCGGACCCCACCUCGCCGAUGGAGAGGGGCACACCACAGCAUGCACUUCAGACCCACCUCUACAUCCCCCCUUCUUGGCCCCUGGGCCGGUACUGCCACGAGGCCCGGCCCCGUCAACUAACCCCCCACUAUUACCAGUGCCACUAGCCCCACCUGUGGAUGCUCUCCACAGCCGUGGAGCACCCGUUUCUACUCCCGUCAUGGACGCCCCCCCACAGGUCCCUCCGGACGACGACCUCCCAUCCACGGCUAGCUCCGAUGGCAUCAUCCCGAACGACCCCGCCGAUACGAUCACGUCACCUGAGCAUCCCGUCACAUGUCCUACCUGCCGGUGCAUCCUCGAGAGCACUCGAGCACUCAGGCACCAUACGCCCUUCUGCCACCCGGCCGAUGCAGCUCGCUGGGCACAGGCCGUGCAUUACACUACCUCGAUUCUUCCUCUUCUCUCACUGCCCCGUGCGACCGGGAUACCGUUCCCUGACGCACAGUGGCAGACGCUCGACUCGAUGGACUCGACGGGGUACCCUAGACCCGGAGGCUGCUCGCACUACCUUCCUUCUCGCUGCAGCACCGACCCUUUUCCUCGCUCCAGCGACGCCACCCGACCGCUCGCACACGGCUGCCAUUACUAG